CACUUGUUUACAACCUGAAAGUUUUACUACAAACUAUGAAAAUCCGUUUCACUUUAAUUGCGAGCGGAAAGGACGUUCAAAGAGUCCACAAUGGUUGAUAGCGUCUAUCGAACCCGUUCUCUUGGAAUCGGAGUGUCGGGUAUUCCCGAUCAAUACGCCGAUGGGAAGGCAGCAAGAGUUUGGCAACACUAUAUUGGCGGACACAAGAAGAGAACCGAGUCAUACAGGGAGUUCUUCUGUAAUCUUUUGAACGAAAACGGGAUCAGACACAUCUUGGAUGUCGCUUGUGGCACGGGGUGAGAAAAUUGUUGGUGUAUAAAGUAGGUAAAGCGAACUUUUAGGACUUAAAACACGUUGAUGAGGAUCUGAAAUGGAAAACUCGUGUUGCUCAUAACAGCUUAAGUUUUGUUGUUUUCUCUCUACGUCUUUAAGUGUAUUAGCAUACGAAGGUAGUAACUUAUGAUCUCCAAUCGAUUUUUACUCAACAAAAAAGAAUAAACAUUAGGCUAGAAAGACAGGAUACCUUCUUUGGUUGUUUCGAUUUUUUCGUGACAAAAACCUUCGAUUCGUGGCAUCUUUGAAAGAUAUGAACACACCAACAUUGUUUUCAAGCCGGUUACACCAGGGUAACGUCAGGUUGUAUUCAGGUUUUUUCGAGCGACGAUGGCACGUGAAGGAAGUGAGGAAGCCGCUGUACUGUUUACGUUUCUUGUUUUUAGAAUUAAGUGUGACGAGGUUUUUUGUUCUUGCCAAGGCUAAGCAGCGAUAGGAAACAACAAAACUGUCAAUUGUUUUAACGUCAAUGUUGGUAAUCUAUUCUAAAAAGUUUUAAAUAAAUAAUAAAAAACAACUCAUCCAUACACUUUUCACACUUCAUUUAAAACAGAAGCGGCUGAUCACGCUUCAGCAUGUUCAGCUUUGAUGAGGUAGAAAAAACCUUCAGUGAGGUCUUGUUAUGGAAAAAAAAUGCUGGCAAGCAACAUGGCCUUUAAUAAAACAUCAUCAUUUCAAAUUUUAAAAUGGCAGGUAAAAUAGUGACAAACAAUAAAAUUAAGACUCAGUGACAGAGAAAAGAUAUCUACAAACACAUAGUAACAUACAUAUAUGGCUAUUUCGAGAAAGGUUGUCGCAAAAGCUGUGCACGCGACAAUCCCGAAAGGUAAUAUGGGAUAUGAUCAAUACACUUGUUCUUGACACUAAAGCUGUUGAACCUACUUUUGUUGCUUUCCUUUAGCCCUCGAAAACAUACGUCCAUGGCCUCUCAUGCAAUUCUUUGAAAUUUCUUUGAAAAACAGUGAACAAAAAACCAGCCACAAUACCUUUCGAGAUUGUCGCGUGCACUUUUUUCGACAUCCUUUCUCGAAACAGCUGUAUAUGGGACAUGGAGACUUGCCCAGUGUUCCCACACCUCCUUCGGCUUCUCCUACCCCACCACUACAGGGGCCUCUUGAAAGCCUGCAUCCUUGGUCUGUGGGGAUGAAAGGAUGAGAGCUCAAACAAUGAAGCCAUGUUUGACUUUUUUUGUGAAAGGUGUGAAAAUAGAUUUCUGUAUCUAAUAUUUCAUUCACAUUGUCUUCUCGGUGUUAAAGCAAGUUCUGUCAUUUCUACUAGUUUCUCUGAAAUCUGUUACUUUUAUUGACUGCAGUUUACAACAAUGUUAUUAUUAUUUGUGAAUUUUCGUUUGCAAUAUAAUAGGGUGGGGGAGUAAGUGAUCUUUGCUCCUUGUAGCAUAUGUUUCUUAAAUUUCCUCUGGUGUUGAUGUUUAUUUACAGAUAGCUACCUGACAAAUAUGAGUUCCUAGAUUUGAAAAUCUAACGGAACUGCAGGAUGUUUCCAGUUUCUCAAAUAAGGUUGACCUUCCUUCUCCUUUCAAGUCUUGGAGCUUGAUAAAAAAGGAAGGAUACCUACUACCCUGCAGGUAACUUUUGAUAAUGAAUAACAUACUGUCUAGUAGAAGUGAGUUGGACAAUACAAUAACAGAGGUUUAAUAUUCAAGUGGAAAGAUAUCAGAUGUGGAAAGCUACGGUGCUGCCUCUACAGAAAUAUCCUGCGAGCAGUGAUUUCUCCAGGCCUGACGCUACAGGAGAGAAACUCUCCCGUAGUGUCUGGCCUGGAGAAACCAUUGUUCGCAGGGUAGUACAGAAAUCAAAAAAAGAAUGUUGGUUUGUCUGGAUAUCAAAUUACAACACCAAUUUAAGUGAUAGUAAACAAAUGAAGUAAAGAAGCAUGAAAUUUUCAAACCUCUAUUGGAUUUUCCUUCCAUCAAUAAUACUUUAUUAAUCUUGGUAUCAAAGUGUAGACUGAUACAUUCUCCUAUCUUUGAUUCAUAAUGAUUAUAGGUUAAAGAUUGUAGUAGUUAGGGAGAAACUUCUUAACACAACAAUUUCAACUGUAGUUAUGAUUGUUAUGUUUGUUAUGAUUGAUAGUGACCAUAUGUUGCUGAGGUCCAGGUGGUAAAUGUUAGCCAAAGCACAGAACAGCAGUCCAAAUCCUUAAUAAUUUUUGAUAAUAUCAUUGUUUAGUGAUCAUAACUCACCGAAACAUUUGAAACAGAUCAGACUGGAUUCUGGCUAUUACCAUACAACAACAACACUCUAAUUUUUUCUCUUAAUUUUUUUUUUUGGAGUCAUUAAGACUACACUCCUGGUAGUUUCUGCUGAUACAUGACACCAUAUGAUAUUUUGGUCAGGUGCAUUUUACAGAACAUUAACUUUUUGACCCUCACUCUCUUGUUUUGCUUAAGGGUUGAUUCCAUAAUGCUGCUUGAAAACAACUUUAAGGUGACAAGCACAGAUGCCAGUGAUAAAAUGUUAAAACAGGCAUGGAAGAUUCGUUGGCAGCGUCGGAAAGAGGAAGCUUUUGAUAACUGGGGUAAGUUCUCAUCAGUAUUAUGAUGAUUGGUGCCAUGAUUCUGUUCAUGUUAUAGAGGAACCAUUCUCCAAUUAACACUUCAGAUCAUGAACAACAUCAUUAACCGUUUCUGUAAUAAUACAUCAUGUCAGCAGUGGUAGUUGUGGAGUAUUAUAAGAGGUUUUGAACAUUUAAAUUUUAUGUGAAUGCCUUUGGAUUUUUCCAGAUCAAGGCCUUUUUUAUGGUUCUCCUAAAAAAUCCUUAAUUUCCGAGUGAUAAAAAAUCUUGUGUUCGAGAUAGAGAAGCUGCGUAAUCAAAUGGAUACGUUAUUUAUAUAAGUUGUGAGGACACUUGUGGCUACUAACUUGUAACUUUUCUUCCAGAAAUUGAAGAGGGUAACUGGCUGUCCUUGCAAGAAACUCAGAUUACAGUACCUGAAGGAGGAUUUGAUGCCGUUAUCUGCCUUGGCAAUUCAUUUGCCCACUUGCCAGACUUUCCAGGAGAUCUUAGUAAUCAGAAACUGGCGAUUGAGAACUUCAAAGAUAUGUUGAAACCAGGCGGAGUGCUCUUUAUUGAUCACCGGAAUUAUGAUGCCAUUCUUGAUACUGGCAAAGCCCCCUCAAAGAAUUUAUACUACAAUGUGAGUUUGUAUAUUUGAAUGUGCUUGCAGGGAUAAAUAUGGCAAUUUCAGUACAAGAGGGUAAGGGGAGGCCUCAAAGCCAGGUAUGGGUAUAGAGGGAGUGUUUAGGGAUGCUGUGAUAAUAUAAUUAUUGUGAUAUUAAUUCUCCUUUCUUGGUCAUUUGUCUCAGAGAUAAAAUUGAGUUGUAAUGAAAUUGAGUCCUGUGGACUGCAAGUCCAUCACUCCAACUGCACAGUUGGCCAAGCCAUUACGAGUGAACUGUACGUCAUCACGAGUGGGUUCUAUAAUACAGAGAAUAAUAAUCAUCUUUUUGUGUGAUUGUAGAGUGACUGCAUUGAAGGCAUCAAGACCUCUGUACUGUAUGUGGACGGUAGAGAAAGUAUGAUAACUCUGGACUACACCGUUGACCCCUCCAAAGCAUCAGAAGAUUUUAUGGAAGAGGGAGAAGAACCAAAAGCAAAGAAAAGGAAGUCAACUGAUGGAGAAGUCAGGUAAAAUAAAUUAUCUAUAGAUGCCCACAGGUUGGUUUGGAAGGUGGAAGGUUGUAAUCAGUAACAACUGAAUCUUUUUGGUUUUCCUCCUUGUGCUGAAUAUCAUAAUUUAAAAUAAAAUAGAUGUAUCUUAGGUAUUAUUAUUUAUUAUUGACAGAUGUUAUAAUCAUUUGCAGCAAAUUCCGUCUGUCAUACUGUCCACUUCGCCUGAAAACCUUCCGCAGCCUUCUCAAGGGCAUAUUUGGUGAGGAAGUAAGGCAUGAAGUUUUUGGUGACUUUGAACCACUUGGAAAAGUUGAGCUUCCUGCAUACUAUGUGCACAUGAUCUGGAAAGCAACCAGUGAGAAUGGUGUGGCAGCAACUUGAUUAGUACAAGCAGUGGAAAAAUUACCCUUCUCCUACUUAUAAGUGUUCAGGAAAUAGAUAAGAAACAUUCAUGAUUAUUAUGAUCACUGUACGUUAAAAAAUAAUAGUUAUGAUAACUAAAAUAGUGCACAGAGGUCCUGCCUUGCAUUUAUUUCCCAAGUAAGGUUAGCCUGUGUAGCUUGCAGUUGUCUUGCAGAGUUGUCAAAAGAAGCUGGCUGCCAGCGAAAAUCGCUGCCUACCUAGUUAGGUAUCGGCCAUGUACUCUGCUUGGCAUUUCUUUAUGGAUGGUGUUUCUUAAAUAAAAUAUUCCUGGACUGGCCACUGACUUUGACAACUCAGCUGUCUACUUCGAAACUUUCUGACAACCCUGAAAUGAGCACAAAGUCGCCUCGCUCUCCACGGCCCCUCCUGUUAUAUCCCAUACUUUGCGCAUUCGCAGUGUGUUCGAUGUUUACCAUGUGCUCGGUCGGACAUGCUUCUGAUGCUUGUUGUUAAAAUUGGCCUUUUAAAUACGUGAAACAUUACACCUCCCCAAGAUAUUCACCAGCUAUGAAAGCUAAACUGAUGCAUGUUAGCCAUGAAAUUUUAGAGAAAUAAAAAUUAUAAUGUAACCUAGUAUAACGAUAUAAUAUGGCAAUGUGAAAAAUUCUUAAAUAACUUUGGACCAAAGUUUUGGACAACUUCUUUGCUCAUGGGUGUCAGUUUUGUAAAAAGUGCCUCAGUAGCAAGAGGCAAUCUUAAUUUUUACUUCAUUAUUUUGAAUGUAAAACUUAUCAACAAUAAAAAAACACAUGCAACAGAUACUAUAGCAGGUUGUGAUUGUUGUACGAUUUUGUAACAUUGAAUCUGAGUGAGAUAAAAAUCUCUUUUCUUUCAUGGUUUUAGUUUUGCUUUCAAUUUCUUAA
Molecule: messenger RNA, 5252 nt
Organism: Porites lobata
Lineage: Eukaryota; Metazoa; Cnidaria; Anthozoa; Scleractinia; Poritidae
Source: the annotation of a GenBank genome assembly